AUGGAUGUGAAGGCAAGACAAUCAACAGUUUCUACUACAGGAGAAGGAUCGAAAGCUCGUGAGCACAUACCUAACUGGGCCUUUAUUGUUAUCAUCGUAUCCAUCUUGCUGUCCGCUGUCGCCUUCUUUAUUGGCAUCUGUAUCAACAAAAAAACAUCCUGGAGACCAUUCAAUAAUGGGAAGCCAAAAACAACAGGAAAACGAAGACUGUGGGGUGCUGGAUUCUCUGGUGGUAUAUGGGGUGCGUCCUGA
Messenger RNA from Cercopithifilaria johnstoni, 252 nucleotides. The record is from the annotation of a GenBank genome assembly. Lineage: Eukaryota; Metazoa; Nematoda; Chromadorea; Rhabditida; Onchocercidae.